Messenger RNA from Boleophthalmus pectinirostris (great blue-spotted mudskipper), 2484 nucleotides. RefSeq names its product chemokine XC receptor 1-like. Lineage: Eukaryota; Metazoa; Chordata; Actinopteri; Gobiiformes; Gobiidae. Gene Ontology annotation, molecular function: chemokine receptor activity. The transcript is spliced from 2 exons. Gene Ontology annotation, biological process: G protein-coupled receptor signaling pathway; immune response; chemotaxis. Bases 86 to 1105 code for a protein of 339 amino acids. The record is from RefSeq and is a predicted model, not a curated record. Gene Ontology annotation, cellular component: membrane.
UUAGACCAUUUGAGAAACACACUACCACCACAUGGGCUACACCAAACCAUCUCUUUGAACAACAGCUAGAGGUUUGAUUUGUAAAAUGAACUUCUCCAUGACAAUACUUGACCUGAACGACAGCUCUUAUGAUAAUGACCUGGAGGACGAAAUGUGCGAGCCGUAUGAUGUAGUACAGUUUGAAUCCUUUGCCAUCCCAUCUUUCUUUGCACUUGUCAUCACCCUGAGCCUCGCUGGAAACAUCCUGGUCCUAGUAAUCUUGGCUUUGUACGAAAAUGUCAAAUCUCUCACAAAUAUUUUUAUCCUCAACCUGGCAAUUUCUGACCUUGUCUUCACCACCUGUCUUCCCUUCUGGGCCAUCUACCACGUACAUGGAUGGGUGUUCUCUGAGGCAGUGUGCAAAAUAGUGUCUUUUGUUUUUUUCAUUGGAUUUUACAGUAGCGUGCUCUUCUUGACUGUAAUGACAGUCUACAGAUACAUUGUUGUGGUUCACCAUUUCAGUAACUUGAACAAACAAAAGAUGCAGACUGGGAUUUUGGUUUCUGCUUUUAUGUGGAUGUUAAGUAUUGUGGCAGCUUUGCCUUCUCUCCUUCAUACUACUGUCAUAGUUAAUUAUGAAGACGAUUUUUUAAGUUGCCGUUAUGAAACACACGUGUGGCAGACCAUCUCAACUUUUCAACAAAACAUUUUCUUCCUGGUUACCUUCGCAGUGAUGGCCUUCUGUUACAUUCAGAUACUAUCUAAAAUAAAACAGACUCAAUAUAAGACCAAAAACAGAGCAGUGAAGUUAGUUUUUUCAAUUGUUGCUGUAUUCUACAUUGGCUGGAUCCCAUAUAAUGUGGUAAUUUUUCUGAAAAUUUUAGAAGAUAAUUUAGUUCCACCAUUUGAUGAGUGUCAGGCAGCAAUCUAUUUGGAGUAUGCAUUUUGUUUUUCUCGCCUAGUCGCCUUCUCCCACUGCUGUUUGAAUCCUGUGUUUUAUGCUUUUGUGGGUGAGAAAUUUAGGAGCCACUUGAAAUCAGUGUUGUGUUGUUUCUUCACCCGUAAAACUGUGAAAGAGGAGCAGCGAGGGACAAUGGACCUUCCAAACUCCCAAGGAUCACUGUAGUAGUGCACUGUGUAGCUUUUGUCUUAAAUUACUGCACAUUUUUAUUAAUUUGAAAAUGAUUGUUAGAUUUAAAUGAAGUUAGAUUUCAUUCAAUGGUCAAUGUUGUCAUGCUGUCAUGCUUUAUGUAAUGAAUUAUGAUCAAUAAAAUUUUGGAAAGUUGUAUAAAGUUACAAUACAUCAACAAACAACAAUUGUGAGUGCAUGAAGCAUAUCCAGCCACUAUUCCUUUUCAUAGAUUCAACCAACUUAGCAGUAAGUAAUCAGACUGGUUAACUUGAUUUAUUCCUGAGGGGUGUCAGAAUCCAGAAAUCAUUUAUUUUCACUGAUUUGAUUCACAAAUGCAAAUAUCUACACAGCUAAUUCAAUAGUGUUAAUUCAACACAAUACUAUUUCUGCAAAAUCCAACUGACAGCAGGAAUUACUUUUUUAAAGUAAAUUUUUCAAUGCAAGCAGCUGAUGGAUGAAUCAAGAUCUUCUUUUGAAUGGAAUUCAGGCUCAUCUUCAAAAAUGAGAGGAGCGUGUCUGACUGUUUGAAACAAGAUCCUCUCUCCAUUAUAUAAACAUAACAAUGUUCACAAUAGCGGCAGUCCCGCUAAAAAUGAAACAUUAACACUGCAGAAACAUUUUACCUCAAGAGUCAGUCUUUCACUCUUGGGGUUUCUUUUGACACAUCCAACGUCCAUGUUGUAGACAGUUCUUUGAAUACAGGUUUGUGAGAGUCUGAGGACCAAGUGCCUUGAAGUGUUCACCAAAUUCAGCCAGGUCAACGAUGACAUAAAAAAGCUUUGUCCUUCCCACUUCAGUCACAGGUUGAAAGGCCAUCCAGGCUCAACCAGCAAGAAAUGUGUCCAUAUAAAUCUGUGAAAUAAAAUAUAGAAUAAAUAUAACAUUCACGUAACCACCUUGCAAAACGGCCUAUGCAAUAUUUAAUAAGUACAUUUAAUGAAUAAAAAUUAAAAAGUCAAUAUAUUAUGGUACAUAUAUCAUUAUUUGUUUAUUCCUAUUAAGCAGGUUAUUUUGUUGCAUGAGCUGUAUGUUUUUGUAUAAGGAACCAUUCAAAUAAAUAACUUGAAGGGUAAUUUGAAAAAAUUUAGCCCCUUAGAAAAGAUUAUUUUUAAAUCCAACACUCACAAGAAACAAAACACCUAAAUGCCAUUAAUCAUGAAAAUAGAAUGAGAGUAAGGCAAAAAUUACAACUACUUAACACAUAUAUAAAAUUCAAUUAGUGUAAUAUUAGUGGUGAGGUUACAUUUCAGUUCUACAUUUAACCAUUUCAUGACAUACCUGCAAAUCUCUGACGAGAUGGUUAAUGGCUUGAGCCUUUAUCUUUCCACUGUAGCCUAUAGGAGCUGGGGAUGCAUGUGAACUAGCAGCAAGAC